AUGAAGGUUCCUGAGGAAGAUACAGAUUCCAAAGACCCUCACUACAUGAUAAAUGUUUCGGAUGGUAAUCCAGCAAAGAUUCUUCGACAUAAAGCUGUUAUGGAAGCGAGUUCACUCGAUAUGUCUCCAGAGGAAAGAAAUGAGUACAUGUCCCCUUUUAAAACCCUUUUCGGAACUGUCUUCAAAAAGGAGGUGCUAGAUCAAAGAAUGACGACAUUCACCACAUUCGGUAACGGCAAGCUUGCGAAAAAAGGUGAACAUAUGAAGGAAAUUCUCCCGGGCCUUAUCGAUCUCGACGUUGAUAACAUGGCGAAGGAACUUGGUGGGGUAUUACUUCGAGAAUGUGAAGCGAAGAAAAAUAGUCGGAAUAGAAUGAAGACAUCGAACAUCGAACUUAUAAAUACGCGAUAUGGAGACGGUAAAGCUUUCAGGAAUGGAAAGCGUUUUGUGUCAUGGCGAUUUAUGGUCCAUGAACUCCUGCUAUCGGAACACUUCAGAGAGCCCAUUUCGGUUGUGCGGCAACCGAUCUUGUACGGAUAUUUGGCGCUUGUCUUAGCGGGUAAGGAUCGGCAAGCGCAUUGGGAGGAGCUCUUGGAGGAGUUCUACGGAUAUCUCAAGGAAGAACUCAAAGAAGCCUAUCGCCAGUACUUCCCCAUCGGUGCUUUCAUGAUAGUGGCUGUGGUUGGACCAUUUUUCGAGAUGGUGUGUAAAACUUCCGACGAGGAGACCAAGAAGAAGGGUAUGGACAUUGUUAUGGAAAAAACUGAAAGAGCUCAAAAUGCAGUUUCAAUCCUUGCAGAGGUCAUGUCUUUGAAUUUGUAUACGCCUGCCGGCGGUCUCUAUGGCACUCAUGUCACUUGGGAGGACGUUGAGGAGGAUAUGCAACGAGAACUUGACACGGUCGCCACUUUUGGGCCCAACAAGACCGCUAAGGAUAUCGGAGACGGAAAUAUUCUCACUCAACUCGCCAUGCAAAAAAUCUCGGCUGAGAUGAGCGAAAUGCACAACUGCCACAAUGCCGAAGUAAGAACUUACAAUCAUCUGAUGAAGGUUCCUGAAGGAAAGAUACAGAUUCCAAAGAUCCUACUACAUGAAAAUGUUACGGAAUGGAAUCCAGUCAAAGGAUAUAUAAUCAUGGAGUAUCUGGAUAAUUUAAAAGCAGUACAUUUUUAUGAGAACGUUACCACAAAGGAGGUAAAGCAGAUUCUUCGACAUAAAGCUGUUAUGGAAGCGAGUUCACUCGAUAUGUCUCCAGAAGAGAGAAAUGAGUACAUUUCCCCUUUUAAAACCCUUUUCGGAACUGUCUUCAAAAAGGAGAAUGACGACAUUCACACCACAUUCGGUAACGGCAAGCUUGCGAAAAAAGGUGAACAUAUGAAGGAAAUUCCCGCGGGCCUUUAUCGUCUCGACGUUGAUAACAUGGCGGAGGAACUUGGAAUGGAAAACGUUUUGUGUCAUGGCGAUUUAUGGUCCAUGAACGUGCUGUGGAGGCAAAAUGGAGGUGCCCUCAACAUGGCUGCUAUUGUGGACUAUCAGAGAGCCCAUUUCGGUUGUGCGGCAACCGAUCUUGUACGGAUAUUUGGCGCUUGUCUAGCGGGUAAGGAUCGCAAGCUCAUUGGGAGGAACUCUUGGAAGAGUUUCUACGGAUAUCUCAAGGAAGAAGUGGGUGACAGAAAAAUGCCAUACACACUCGAGCAGCUCAAAGAAGCCUAUCGCCAGUACUUCCCCAUCGGUGCUUUCAUGAUAGUGGCUGUGGUUGGACCAUUUUUCGAGAUGGUGUGUAAAAAUUCCGACGAGGAGACCAAGAAGAAGGGUAUGGACAUUGUUAUGGAAAAAACUGAGUGCCUGAUGGACGACAUCGUCUAUUUUCACGACCGAAACAUUAAACUUCGGAAAGGAAAAGCAGGCUUCAUGUCGAAAAUGGUACUUGUCGAUCCAGAUUGGCAACACAAGGAUAAACAACUUCCGGAAAAAUUCGUGGUGAAGAUUCUCACUCAACUCGCCAUGCAAAAAGUCACGGCUGAGAUGAGCGAAAUGCACAACACUGAAAACUCGUUCAGUGAUCCAAAGUUCAAGGCACAAUUGGAGGCACUGCAGAAAAUUUGCCACAAUGCCGAAGUAAGAACUUACAAUCAUCUGAUGAAGGUUCCUGAAGGGAAGAUACAGAUUCCAAAGAUCUACUACAUGAAAAUGUUCACGGAAUGGAAUCCAGUACUGGAUCAAAUGAUGACGUUAUUCACCACAUUUGGUGAUGGCAAGCUUGCGAAAAAAGGUGAACAUUAUGAAGGAAAUCCUCCCGGACCUUGUCGAUCUCGACUGGGUUGA
Ostertagia ostertagi is the source of this 2325-nucleotide messenger RNA. Lineage: Eukaryota; Metazoa; Nematoda; Chromadorea; Rhabditida; Trichostrongylidae. The record is from the annotation of a GenBank genome assembly.